Messenger RNA from Lampris incognitus (smalleye Pacific opah), 1573 nucleotides. Its product is annotated as STKc_p38 domain-containing protein. NCBI's taxonomy places the organism in Eukaryota, Metazoa, Chordata, Actinopteri, Lampriformes, Lampridae. Gene Ontology annotation, cellular component: cytoplasm; nucleus. Gene Ontology annotation, biological process: intracellular signal transduction; protein phosphorylation. The transcript has 12 exons. Bases 105 to 1199 code for a protein of 364 amino acids. Gene Ontology annotation, molecular function: ATP binding; MAP kinase activity. The record is from RefSeq and is a predicted model, not a curated record.
UGUCCCUUAUACCUGUUACCGCAAUCGUUACAGCUGUUACCAAAAAAUAAAUGAACUAAUCAAGGUAGAAAGUACUGGUUCGUAUUACGGAUAUAACUUCCCAAAUGGAGUCGCCUGUGAAGGAAUCCCUUGUCAAAGGGGGUUUUCACAGACUAGAGGUCCAGAAAACGACGUGGGACGUCCCCGAACGCUACACUUCGCUGAAAGCGGUCGGUUCCGGCGCCUACGGGACAGUAUGUUCUGCCAUUGAUCAGAAAACCAUGGAGAAGGUGGCCAUCAAGAAGCUUUAUCGGCCUUUCCAGUCCCUCACUCACACCAAGCGGGCCUACAGGGAGCUCAGACUGCUUCGCCAUAUACAGAACGACAACGUUAUCUCCCUUCUUGAUGUGUUCACACCUGAUUCCUCGCUGGAAAAAUUCCAGACCUUUUACAUGGUGAUGCCGUUUGUAGCACAGGACCUGGGGCACAUCAUGAAGCGACGGAGGCUAACUGACCGAAUCAUCAUCUACCUGUUCUACCAGCUCCUCAGAGGACUCAAGUAUAUUCACUCUGCUGGGAUCAUCCAUCGGGAUCUGAAGCCUGGAAACCUUGCGGUCAAUGAGAACUGUGAACUGAAGAUCCUGGACUUCGGCCUGGCGAGACACACAGAAAGCGAGAUGACUGGCUAUGUUGUGACGCGCUGGUACAGAGCACCUGAGGUCAUAUUCAACUGGAUGCACUACAGCCAGACGGUGGAUGUGUGGUCUGCUGCCUGUAUUCUGGUGGAGAUGAUCACUGGCCAGGUGCUUUUCCCGGGACAUGACAGCAUCGACCAGCUGAAAAAGAUCCUCCGCCUUACAGGGACACCGCAGCCGUCCUUGAUAGAAAAGAUGCAAAGCAAAGACGCACAGUCGUACGUGCAAAGUCUUCCUGUACAAAAGAAGAAACAGUUCAGGGAGGAGUUUCCAAGCAUGGAUGAGAAUGCUGUGCAUCUGCUCGAGGGCAUGUUGCAGCUGGACCCAGACACGCGGCUGACAGCCAAACAGGGUCUGGAGCAUCCAUACCUGGUGGAGUACCACGACCCCGAGAGCGAGCCGGACUCCGAGCCUUACGACGACUCCUUUGAGAGUCUGGAGCUCGCUAUCGGAGAGUGGAAGAGUCUUAUCCACAUGGAGAUCAUGACCUUCGACCCUGCAAACCCCAAUAAGACGGCGAUAUAGGACAAUGUCAGUGCCGUGUACAGAGAGAGUCUGGCCAACUGGCUACAUGGGCGCCAUAUCGCCUACCAACCGGCAGGCAGCCCCACGCGCACGCUAUUCAAAACCGCGCUCGCUUCAUGAGCUCUCAAGCUGCACUUUCACAGAAAUAAGGGAAACAGAGAUAUUCAAAUGUUCUGAUAUUCAAACAGUGUAAGUGGGUCAGCUGACACCUGACUGGUCAAACUUCACAGACCCAUGACUUUAACACAGGUUGAUGGAUUUCCAUGAAACGUGCAUAGAUAUGGAAUCAUAUUACACUGGUUUAGUGAGGAUCUUUAAGAACGAAAAAAUCAUUUUCAUUGUAAUCGUAAGUAAUUCAUGUUUCUGUUUGAGAA